UGGCUACAAGGGCGCGCCCAUAAGCCGCCCGCCGGUAUAUAGUGGUCGAAGAAACCACACCGCUACCCAUUCCAGGAAAGCUUCCGAGGCAGCGUGGGCAGCGUUUCGCCAUCCACUUUGUACCCGGGCACUGCGUUUCUAGCCGUGCGGUCCGCUAUGUCUGGCCGGGCACCAGCAGGCAAGGCGUCCAAGACUACGAAGGGGAAGUCUCGAUCGUCGCGGGCUGGACUUCAGUUCCCGGUGGGUCGCAUCCACCGCCUGAUGAGCAAAGGCAACUACGCAGAUCGCAUAGGCGCCGGCGCCCCGGUCUACAUGGCAGCAGUGUUGGAGUACUUGACGGCUGAAGUGCUCGAGCUGGCUGGUAACGCGGCUCGCGACAAUCACAAGACACGCAUCACGCCCCGCCAUUUGCAGCUGGCCGUUCGUAACGACGAGGAGCUUAGCAAGUUGCUGUCAGGCGUCACUAUAUCUGAGGGCGGCGUGUUGCCGAACAUUCCACAGGAGCUUCUCCCGAAGAAGUCCGGCGGAAGUCAGCUGCAGCAGCAUGGCCACAAAGGGGCCGAUGCGGGCGGUGGAAGCCAGACUUACUGACGGGUCUCGUCACACUCGCCGUCGAACGGUACCGUCAAUCGGAAUAAAUUAGUUAUGCUACAA
This is a messenger RNA of Dermacentor andersoni, 654 nucleotides long. RefSeq names its product histone H2A-like. The record is from RefSeq and is a predicted model, not a curated record. Gene Ontology annotation, cellular component: nucleosome. Gene Ontology annotation, molecular function: DNA binding; structural constituent of chromatin; protein heterodimerization activity. NCBI's taxonomy places the organism in Eukaryota, Metazoa, Arthropoda, Arachnida, Ixodida, Ixodidae.